CCGGCGGCAAAAAAGGGGACACACGCAGGACUGAGGAGGAACUGAGAAUGAAUGACCGCGUUCAAACAAAGUGACCGUGAGUUUCUGUUGGGAAAGCAUCAAGAUCUGCAGCAAACUGUGCAGGAUUGCCUUCAUCUCCAAAUCCGGGUUGCAGCCGGUUUUUCACCUUAAUCUAUCAACUAAACGUAUGGACUUAUGGAAGUUGCCACCUCUGUAUCUCAUGAAUUUGUGACCACUGCAAAAUAAAAGAGGGAAAAGAAAGAAAGCAACUGUCUGAUUGAUGAGUGGAGUCCUGCUCAAACCCUGGGUAGAUGAAACAUCCUUUUUCAAGUGGGGAAACUGCAGAAACUGUGAGAAAAAUCAUCAAUGAGAAUCACCUGUCAUUGAAAGUGGGAGGACACUUGACACUAUGGGAGAGUGCAAAGAACAGAGUGAUUGGCAGGAGGAGGAGAGUCUGACGGAGGAGCAGAGGAAUGUUGGCAGCCAUUUAGUCUGAGCUCAACAACGGCGGAAACAUGGAUUCUUCACAAAAAAAAUGUAAACACAGCCAUGGAGUGAGAUGUGGGACCUCUGAGGAGGAUAAGGAUGGUUCAGCAACAACAGCAAAAAGAGAUGAAUCACUGAGUUGUGUGCAAUGUGGCAAGACUUUUGUCACAGCAACAAAGCUAAGAAUUCACAAAUGUAUUCACACUGUGGAGAAACCAUUCAGCUGUGAUCAAUGUGGAAAGGCUUUUACUCACAAGAGUGAUCGAGCAGAACAUCAACUCAUUCACAGUGGAGUUAAACCAUUCAACUGUGAUCAAUGUGGAAAGGCUUUUACUCACAAGAGUACUCUAGCAAAACAUGAACUCAUCCACAGUGGAGUUAAACCAUUCAACUGUGAUCAGUGUGGAAAGGCUUUUACUCAGAAGAGUCACUUAAAAAGUCAUCAACUCAUUCACAGUGGAGUUAAGCCAUUCAACUGUGAUCAGUGUGGAAAGGCUUUUACUCAGAAGAGUCACUUAAAAAGUCAUCAACUCAUUCACAGUGGAGUUAAGCCAUUCAACUGUGAUCAGUGUGGAAAGGCUUUUACUCACAAGAGUCACUUAAAAAGUCAUCAACUCAAUCACAGUGGAGUUAAACCAUUCAACUGUGAUCAGUGUGGAAAGUCUUUUACUGACAAGAGUACGUUAAAAGAUCAUCAAUUCAUUCACAGUGGAGUUAAGCCAUUCAGCUGUGAUCAGUGUGGAAAGGCUUUUACUCACAAGAGUGCGUUAAGACGUCAUCAACUCAUUCACAGUGAAGUUAAACCAUUCAGCUGUGAUCAGUGUGGAAAGGCUUUUUCUCAGAAGAGUACUCUAGCAAAACAUCAACUCAUCCACAGUGGAGUUAAACCAUUCAACUGUGAUCAAUGUGGAAAGGCUUUCACUCACAAGAGUACUCUAGCAAAACAUCAACUCAUCCACAGUGGAGUUAAACCAUUCAACUGUGAUCAGUGUGGAAAGUCUUUUACUGACAAGAGUACGUUAAAAGAUCAUCAAUUCAUUCACAGUGGAGUUAAGCCAUUCAGCUGUGAUCAGUGUGGAAAGGCUUUUACUCACAAGAGUCACUUAAAAAGUCAUCAACUCAUUCACAGUGGAGUUAAACCAUUCAACUGUGAUCAGUGUGGAAAGGCUUUUACUGUCAAAAGUAACUUAAGAAGUCAUCAACUCAUUCACAGUGAAGUUAAAGCAUUCAGCUGUGAUCAGUGUGGAAAGGCUUUUACUCACAAGAGUGCGUUAAAAUGUCAUCAACUCAUUCACAGUAGAGUUAAACCAUUCAACUGUGAUCAGUGUGGAAAGGCUUUUUCUCAGAAGAUUAUGUUAAAAAGACAUCAACUCAUUCACAGUGGAGUUAAACCAUUCAACUGUGAUGAGUGUGGAAAGGCUUUUACUGACAAAAGUAACUUAAGAAGUCAUCAACUCAUUCACAGUGAAGUUAAAGCAUUCAGCUGUGAUCAGUGUGGAAAGGCUUUUACUCACAAGAGUGCGUUAAAAUGUCAUCAACUCAUUCACAGUAGAGUUAAACCAUUCAACUGUGAUCAGUGUGGAAAGGCUUUUACUGACAAGAGAAACUUAAAAAGUCAUCAACUCAUUCACAGUGGAGUUAAACCAUUCAACUGUGAUCAGUGUGGAAAGGCUUUUACUGACAAGAGAAACUUAAAAAGUCAUCAACUCAUUCACAGUGGAGUUAAACCAUUCAACUGUGAUCAAUGUGUGAAAACCUUUACUCAACAUGAACAGUUGUUGAUCCAUCAAUGCCCCCAUUCUGGUAGAAAGCGGUACCACUGUGACUCCUGUGAAAAAACUUUCAAGCACCAACAAAGCUUAAAAUGUCACCAACGCAUCCACACUGGAUAUGAUGUGUAUGUAUGUGAUUACUGUGGCAAACUAUUUGUACAGUACUCACAGUUAAAAGCUCAUGAAGUGACCCACACUUGGGUUAAACCAUACAUUUGUGACCAGUGUGGGAAACGCUACAGCUACAUUGCAAACCUCAAAGUUCACCAACGUGUCCACACUGGGGAGACACCAUACAGAUGUGACGAGUGUAAGAAGACUUUUACAACUUUGUAUUCCCUGAAACAACACCAGCAGAUCCACACCAGAAAGAAAGCAUUCAAUCAGUGUCACAGUGAGCAGAACGGAACAGAUGGACAAAACUCUCAGACUUGUCAGCACUCUGCCAAUGGUGAACAGUGCUGCUUUGACCAGUCUGGACCGACGUCCAAUCAACAAGGAACCCUACAACGACACCAGCGUAUGCACACUGGACACAGACUGAACCCCUGCCAAGAAGAUUUCUCCAUGCAGGGUUCAGUAAAAGUUCAUGAAGUCCUCCACAAACUUAAAGUCCUUGAGAUCCGGCUUCACAGAAUUCAGGUCUAAUUUCUUGUUUAGUGUCUUCGUUGCAAAAUCCAUUAAGAGGAAAGCUGUCGUUAACAGACGUGACUGGUAAAUUAAUUAAACAAUUCAAAGUGGUUACUCAUUUAAAUGAAUUAUCAGUGGCAGAGGGAUAGACGUGUGGAUGGAGGCAGUGAGCAGCAGGUAGAAUUUCCUCAAUUACCACCCUUGAAGCUGCGGUCAAUUUUCCCCUGAAAUUUCUGCUGAAGAUGUACAGAAAGUAAAUUGAAUGCUGUUCUUGAACUGUUUGGAGUACAGGCAUGGCUGGGGUCUCCUUUGAAAGCUGACAACCUGAAUUUUCACCCAGUGCAGUCAGAAGUACUCUAGGUGCUACUGACACAGAGUUAUUUAUGUUGGAACACACUGAAUUAGGAUGAAUUUUAUUUUCGCCUAAAUUUUUUCCCUAAUACAACACCUGAAAAUUAGUGUGGCAGCACUGUGACAGCUUGAAACACAACAAGGCAACAGCCUGGGGUCUUACAUAGUUCAGGACAAAAUUUCAGAGCAAUACUACAAGAAAUGAGUGUUUCACACGUUUUUGUACUAAUAUGCCCAAUUAUGUCAAUUUUGGACACCCUAUGUACACCCUGUGCAAAAAUGGUAUAUGUUCGUUUAUCAGCCCUUUUUCACAUUAUUUUCACUCCAAAAACUCAUAAAGAACUCAAAAAAUCACUUCAGAUAAGCUUCAGUGUGGAUCUUGAUCUGAAUCAGAGGCACAGACGGAGACAGAAAAGCUGCAGCUCCUGGCCGCAGCAGGAGAGCAGGAGGUGUGAAAAAUCACACAGAGCCGCUAAAACCCGCCUCUCGGCUAUUCAGCAAGCUCAUUGGCUACAUGCCCUGUCCGUCAAACGUUUCCUCCGACGUGAUUUGCUCAGAAUUUACUGAUGAGAUGAGGGUCACCAGAUCCAUCGUUGGCUGUUUAGGCUUCGGAGGCAGCGAUGAGUCACUUGAUUGGUUGAAAUGCGGUUGGAAUCGAAAGCAGAGGCUUCAGUCGCCUUUUUCAGACCGAGACCGUGUGGAUUUCUGAAUCCUUCAUAAAAUUAUGGACAAAAAUGCAGUGAAUUAUGGAACGCGCGGCUCCACCAUGCGCCACGUGGACGCGCACGGAGCCGAGCUAUUUGUGGAUUAUUUACUUAUUUCUAGACAUGUUUUGGACAAAAUAUUAUACUUGCUAGUAUUGUCUGGAUGACUACUCUUGGAUUAUGGCCAGUUUUUGUGGAUUAUUUUCAUCGUUGACCGGUAAAAGACUGUCCAAAGGUAAGUUAUGCCCUUUAUGUGUCCUUUAAAUUUUUGUUGUUUGUUUUAGAAAUGUGUUUAUAUUACCCGCUGUGGUAAUCACAUCAGAAAGUGGUUUAUACCGGCGGAUUCAUGAGACUCUAAGCUUUCCAUGCAUGUAUAGUGUUUCUAUCAUCGCGUUUGAAGCUAAAACUGCUUUUGCUGUUAAACUUCAGCAGGCCAUUUUGGGCCCGAAUAUGGGCCCGUGCGGGUUAAGUGGUUGUUCCUCAGAUCCCUCUGGGCUGCAGGAACCCGUUAGAUGCAGAGCUGGUUCAGUGAUUCUCUGAUGGUUAAUCAUAAUUAAUUUAGGAGAUUACUGACCGUAGGUAUCUAUCUAUCCAUCUAUAAUCUAUCAUCUAUCUGUAGGAAUCUCUAAUAUUGAACAAGUAGAUCAACUAAUCUCAGAUUACAUGCGAGUUGAAAUAAAAAAACAUGAAGUGUUGGAUGAAAAGUCCAAUCUUUGAAAGCUGACAUGUAGUUUAGAAUCAUUUCUUUGUAAAUUAGCUGCAUCCAGUCAUUACCAUGACAUAGGCAUCAUGGAACCAUGACCACAUGUAUGUGUCUGGAGAUAGUGGCAUUUUUAUAAUGGCACAUUUUCAUGCUUUGACAGAUACAGUGAGGAAAAAAAGUUUUCAGACACCCAGAAAAUUUUUACACAAUCUUAAAUAUCAUCAUGAAAUAUUUGUUAGUCUUUUUGUGUGUUUCUAAGGGUGUGGCUGCAUCAGACAGACACAAAUACAAAUGAUAUAUUUUUUUGUUUGUUGUUUACAAGAAAAACUAACCAAACUAAAUUCUACCAAAUUUCUCGUUUUAUGGAACCAGUCAAUUUUCAGUUUUUCAUGUCUUUUUUAGGAUGUGUUUAUUUUUAUGAUUGUACUAAAAUAAAUGACUCUUGAAGACCUCAAAGUGAUUCUUAAUGCAGUAUUUCAGAAAUGUAUGGGAUGUCCAAAAACUUUUUUCCACUGCUGUAUUUAACAACAAUCUGAUCUGCUGAUGUUAGCAAGACAAACAAGUGAAGGUUUCAGGCUUUUAUCUAGAAUUGUUCUUGAGAUAUUCAUCCUCAAACAGCCUCAAAUUUCAAUGUGAGAAAAGAAAAACGAGUGAAACUGGGUCUACAGUCCACUGAAAAACCUCUAAGAAAGUAUCUGACAUAUUGGGUGAUGUGUACGACCCAGCACCCACAGCUGGUUGGGUGUCAUGUGGCUCUGCGUUCUGAUUGGAUGAUUGUCCAACCACUGCCACAAGUAUGAAGGUCAUCCUGCAGGCGUGGCAGGAACACGGAGUGGAAACACAAUAGGUGUGUUCAUCUGGCUAUGCUGAGGGAACCCUCUACUUCAAGCUCAUGGAGAACAUCAUAGUAGGUAGAGUCCCUAUAUUAUCAGAGUAUUGACAUGACGGGUCCAAAAAAUUUUGGUCACGUGAUCUAUAUGCGCCAUUUUGUUUCCUAUUCAUGAACGCCGGGUUUUCUGUUAACGUUGUUUACACUGCAGACAGUAAUUCUCGGUCCUUUUUCGCUUCUUAAAUACCUGAAAAAUGAUGGGCUGUUGUGCCUUUGGGUGCACAAAUCGAUCGUAGAAGGGAUUCCACAUGUUUAGAUUUCCCAGUAAUAGUCAAAGAAGGAAACUGUGGGAAAAUAAAGUCCGGAGAGUGGGAUGGAAACCGACUUCAUCGUUUUUGUGCCAGGUUAGUCCCAUGUAUGUACUUUCAUGUUAUGGUGUAUGGGUGAAUGACAGACAAAAAAGUUUGAUGUGAUUUUAGGCAGUUGUGGUUAUUUUGACUUUGACCAUAUUCAUGCAUGGAGAUGUGUUACUGGUGACUGUUGGGUACCGUAACCCGUUAAACUUCCGUAUACGGGCUGUCUUGAGAUGUGCUAACGUAUUUUGCUAAAUUUACCGAAGCUGCAAACUCGAUGAUAGAAACAUUAUACACCCAUGGAAAGCUUAGAUUCUCAUGAAUCCACCGGUAUAAACCACUUUCAGAUGUGAUUACCACAGCGGGUAAUAUAAACACAUUUGUCCAACAAAUAACAUAAACAGCAAAACUCACCUUUGAAUCCUCAUAACUAGUCACAGAUGAAAAUAUUCCACUAAAAACGGCCAUAAUCCAACCUUGGACAUCCAGAAAAAACAAGCCAGUAAUAUUUUGUCCAAAACAUGUCUUCAAAUCAGUAAACAAUCCACAAGUAGCAAGUUUUUGUGAAUGUGCACCUCGCGCAGCGCGUCCCAUAUUGAGUGAAUAGAAACAAAAUGGCUUCAAAUCCCCAGUUGUCGCUGCUCUGAUAAUACAGGAGCUCUAAUAGUAGAUGCUGGUUACUGCCCCCUACAGGUCUCUACACAGUCCUUAAUCCUGGAGAAUUAGAAAAUGACUAAAAAAUAUAUUUCAACUUUAUAUAAUAAAAAAUUAACUUACGCUCAACUUCUCACAUGACUAAUUAACCCUGUCCUGUGGGUCAAAAUGGACUCGUUUUAAAGUUUGAAAAUGUGGGAAAAAAUAUAUAUUUUCACAGUGAAACUUCUGAUGUCCACGUUUUCAACAUUUUUGGGAAAUCUUUGAACAUUUUUAGGUGGAAAUAAAAACUUAAAAAUAUUUCUAAAGAACAUUCACAAAAAAUCAACCAAAAUCCAGCGAAAUUCACGGGAUUGUUGAUGAUGUUUUUAAAGAAAAUAUUAGAAGUUUUACUGAAAUGUAUAUAAUCACUUUAGAUAUUUUUAGGAUUUUUUUUGGAAGAUUUUUACUCAUUUUUAAAAAAAAUAGUGACAACAAUUUUCUUGCCAAAUUUGGGUGAUUUUUGAAAAGAAAACUUUUAUAAAAUUACUGGAAUUUUCUUCCUGAAGGUUUUACAAAUUUUCAGAAAUUUGGGGAAUUUUUUUAGACAAGGAAACAAUGUUUUUUGUUGCCUGUAAAUGAGGAAAACAGGAGGGUUAAAACAUUAAAAUGCAACAUUAUUAAGGUUUCUUUUAUGAAACGUUUUUCAUCAACAAGUACACAAAAUAGAUUAAAAAUAUAAUCUAACAUAUUUACUGAUUAAAAACUUUGAAUUUCUUCUUUAUGUUGUUCUUCUGCAUAACUCACUAUUUCAAACUGGCUCAUGUUACUUCCAUGUGAUCUGCCAUUAAAACGGCCACAUUCUACCAUAAACACUGUAAAUAAUAACACACCUGCUCAAAGUUAAAGGCCAACAUACGACCCAAACAUGACAUGGAUUUGGUGCCACUUUGAACUAAGAUGAUCUCUUCUGUUAAACAAACCGUUGAUUGUGAAUCUUUUUUCCAGAUAUGAAGCUGCUCCUUCCAGGUCCACAGACAGUAAACAAAACAAAGCUCUCUGUAAAAACCCUCAGAAUGUUGAAUAGAAUAAAUGUGGACAGUUUCAUGAC
Acanthochromis polyacanthus (spiny chromis) is the source of this 7572-nucleotide messenger RNA. Its product is annotated as oocyte zinc finger protein XlCOF6-like. Lineage: Eukaryota; Metazoa; Chordata; Actinopteri; Pomacentridae. Gene Ontology annotation, molecular function: RNA polymerase II cis-regulatory region sequence-specific DNA binding; DNA-binding transcription repressor activity, RNA polymerase II-specific. Gene Ontology annotation, cellular component: nucleus. The coding region runs from base 516 to 2906 and encodes 796 amino acids. Gene Ontology annotation, biological process: negative regulation of transcription by RNA polymerase II. The record is from RefSeq and is a predicted model, not a curated record. The transcript has 5 exons.